Messenger RNA from Serendipita indica DSM 11827, 969 nucleotides. The record is from the annotation of a GenBank genome assembly. NCBI's taxonomy places the organism in Eukaryota, Fungi, Basidiomycota, Agaricomycetes, Sebacinales, Serendipitaceae.
AUGCAGAUCUUCGUAAAGCUGGCCUACUACCUCAGACGAUGGAUGACUGAUACGGCGCCUCUUGCACAGACGCUCACUGGAAAGACCAUCACCCUCGAGGUCGAAUCCUCUGAUACUAUUGACAAUGUCAAGACCAAGAUCCAGGACAAGGAGGGCAUCCCCCCGGACCAGCAGCGCCUCAUCUUCGCCGGCAAGCAGCUCGAGGACGGCCGCACCCUUUCGGAUUAUAACAUCCAGAAGGAGUCCACCCUCCACCUCGUCCUCCGUCUCCGUGGAGGCAUGCAAAUCUUCGUCAAGACCCUCACGGGAAAGACGAUCACGCUCGAGGUCGAGUCGUCUGACACCAUCGACAACGUGAAGACGAAGAUCCAAGACAAGGAGGGCAUUCCUCCGGACCAGCAGCGUCUCAUCUUCGCUGGUAAACAGCUCGAGGAUGGUCGCACCCUCUCGGACUACAACAUUCAGAAGGAGUCGACCCUUCACUUGGUCCUCCGUCUCCGUGGUGGCAUGCAGAUUUUCGUCAAGACUUUGACGGGUAAGACGAUUACCCUCGAGGUCGAGUCGUCGGAUACCAUCGAUAACGUCAAGACAAAGAUCCAAGACAAGGAGGGCAUCCCCCCGGACCAACAGCGCCUCAUCUUUGCGGGCAAGCAGCUUGAGGAUGGUCGCACCCUCUCGGAUUACAACAUCCAAAAGGAGUCCACGCUCCAUCUCGUCCUUCGUCUCCGCGGAGGUAUGCAGAUCUUCGUCAAGACGUUGACCGGCAAGACGAUUACGUUGGAGGUCGAGUCUUCGGACACGAUUGACAACGUCAAGACGAAGAUUCAGGACAAGGAGGGCAUUCCUCCCGACCAGCAGCGCCUCAUCUUUGCGGGCAAGCAGCUCGAGGAUGGACGCACGCUCUCGGAUUACAAUAUCCAGAAGGAGUCGACCCUCCACCUUGUCCUUCGUCUCCGUGGCGGUCAGUAA